AUGGCGCGAGCUGAGUUCCACUGCAACGCGUCCUUCGACGUCACGGGCUUCAAAACAAUCCGCGUCAUUGAUGAGCAGGAGGAGGAGAAAAUCCGACAGCUCCCAAACUGCGACACAGAUGGGGUAGCCGCCGAAAUCUUUGACAACGGCAUCGUGGUUAGCAUCGUGAUCCUCUUCAACCACUACUAUCAGAACAGGCUCGACUAUCCCGGGGAUCAGGAGCUCAAAGAGUACGUCGACUCCAAGGCCAAAGUUACAAAGUACAGCAAAGGCGUGGCCAUGUUUGGUGGGCGACCUUGUGAGCCCAUGCACCUUGCAAUCCAGACAAUGAUGAAAGUUGAAAAGGAGAGCUUCACCAGUCCUCGGGCGAUGAUGUCUUUGCGUCUCUUCAACGGAUUUCGAUUGCUUGCCACGAAGAGCAGCGAUGCAGAAGAUCUCAAAAUUUACGUUGAAACUUUGGCAUUCAGGCAUAUGGGUAACGAUGUGACAUCCCCUCGGGUCGAAGCAGUUGCCGAAGCCUUUCUUGAAAUUUUGGAGCAGAACGUGGCAGAGUUACCUCCUGGCUAUGCGGCUGCAUGGCGUCAACUACUGGCCUACGCAGGUUCAAGUUUCAGGUUUGUCAAUGAUAACUAUGGUGAGCGGCUAAAGAUCAUCGAGGGUGACUGGGAAGUGAUCCAGACUGCAGCUGAAAACGACACUGACGAGUCCGUGGUGCACAGUUUCGGUGGUAUGUGCGCUUUCAGUAGUGCAGUCAUGGGGCAGGAAACUCAAGGUUGGAUGGAAGAACUCUUGGAAGUCUUCCAUGUACUCGUGGACAGGAUUUCCAGUCCUAGCAUCCUGCAAGAGGAAUGUGAUCUACUGUCCAUCAGCAUGAUUGCAAAGUCAGAGGAGAUCGACUUUAAUAAGUUCAAACCUGUGAUGCUUGCAGCCCUGCGCUCGUUGCUUCCGCAAAGGUGGAGCACAAUCCAUGAGACUGCCUGGGAGUGGCUGUGGGCCACCAUCAGCCGCAACCUCACGGAAGCCACUAUGAAAGUGAGGGCAUUCAAGCCGCACAGUGCCAGACUCUUCUGUUUGCUUGGUGAGGAGCAGCUUGAGCAUUUUCGCAGCACCGUCUACACGGAGUUCUUCUCGAAGUGUUCUGCAAGCCAAGAUUUGUUUAAACAGUCGCAAACAAGGCUUCGCUACAUUGCAGACCGCGUGCUGCGAUCUUCCUACGACAUGUUCCACAAGCCAAAAGACGAAAUGGUGGAUGAUCUAUCUGCGCUGGGCUUGCGUCAUGUAGGCUACGGCGUUCCUGUCGAACUCUUUGCGCCUUUCACGGAUUCCUGCGUGGAAGUCAUGAAGCCCUUAAUUGAAGCUUUUUCCAAAGACGAUUCUGUGAAACUUGUUUGGUGCCCAGCAGAUCGAGCACAUCAAUUGCCAGAAAACGACCUCCCUGAGCAUAUGAUGAUAGAGGGCUUCCGCUGGUCUAUCGGCCUGGUAGCACGGGUACUGGUGCGUACCAUCACAGAAGGUUCCACUGCAGUUAUGCAAGCCAUCAACCAAGAUGAUUCCAAGCGCUUGCGCAAAGCCCUCCGUGAAGCUCCAAGAGCUGAUCGCAGCAGCUGGCAACUGCGCGUUCGGGUUGGUAGCCAGUCAAUUUCACCUUUGUAUUGGGCUCUCAGGAGCGGUGCGCACGCAGCAGCGAAUUUCAUGAUUCAAGACAUCCUCACAAUCCGAGCCGAUAGAGACCGCUACUAUUAUGGUGUUGACGAUCUUUUCAGGCUCCAACCAGAUGUUGCCGAGCACAUCCUGCGAGAAGCACCCACCCUUUCUGAGACGCUUUUGAAUGGCCUGAUUUGGCGCUCUCACAAGACCCAGGACGGCUUGCGGCCAGUGAUUUACUACUUGGAGUAUUUGGUGAAAGACCGGGAGUCACCGUCACAGCAGUCACAAUCACAACUCUCGCGGGCAUUGGUCAGCUUCGUGAAGUUUAAGCAUCCUCGCACGAUCAUGCACCCAAUUCUGACGUUUGUCUUGGACCUGCUCUGGGAGAAUUUGGCAAUGCGCACGUUCUUUCUUGACCGCUUGUGGACCAUCAUUAGCUUUAUGAUUUUCCUUUCAGCCAGUUGUUUCUUGAACCAACCUGCCAUGAUGCAGAAACCUGCGAACAAAUAUGGGCUCGCUGCUGCACGCCUUUUGGUCUAUGUGGUGGGCCUUGGCCGACUACUCUACUGGCACACGAUGCAAUUUUACAGGUCGUCCAUGAGCAAUGAAGUGAAGAACUUCGCCUGCCUGAGGGUUCCACGUUAUCUUCUGCAAGGGCAAGAUAUGGUCAGUUUUCUGCUCAUGAUCAACAUGACCUGCAUGAUCAUGGCUGAACCAAUGAUUCAUUGUCUUGGGAGCACUCAGGACAUCGUUGAUUUUAGCUGUGAAGCCUGGACAGAUGAAAUGAGCUUUGCCUAUGCAGUCUUUCUGGUGGCGGGCAUCUUUUUGUACACCAUCUUGGUUUUGGACAUUGGGAACAUCUCCAUAGAGCUCUGCGAGUACAGGGUCUUGUGCUUGCAUGCCUUGAAGCAGGUGAUGCUUUGCAUCGGGGCUAUCUCCAUCACAACCUUCAUAUUCUCCUUUGCCAUCACGGCAAUGGUUCUCACCCAUGAGGGCGCAAACCUCAUGGGUCAUGAAUGGGCUGAGAUGGGAAGUACUAUGUCUACUUUAGCUCAAUUGGCUCUGGGUCUCAUGGAUUUGGGUGAGUUGCACCAUUUGAGCGAAGACAGUCCUUUCCUUCUUGUAGUCGUUGCUCUGUUUGUGCUGGUAGUGUACAGUUUCUUCUUCAAUCUUCUAAUAUCGCAGUUCUGCGGUGUUUACUCGUCACUGUCCGCAGACAUCAAGGGACAUGCCAGGCUUGCGAGAGGGCAAAUCAUCCUCGAGACCCUGAAGGUCAUCGAUAUGAAGCGUUGGACAGCUUUCUUGUCGUCGUUGGCAUUGGACCGUCGCGUGGACUUUGAAGAAGGCGACAUUGGCCUAGCAGGAGGCAUCAAAGCCUUCGAGCCAGCACUGGAACACCCAGUCUCCAAGGACCAAAUCGUGCGCUUUGUCGGUCAAACAAAUCCUUCUCUCCCGUGGCCAGAGCACGGAAGUGGUCAAGACAGCAGCAUGGAAUCGAUGAUCCAGAAAACGAUUCAAAGGUCCAUACAGAAAAUGCUGGGAAAAUGCAAGAUCGGUGGCAUCGAUGAUUCGAGCAGCAGCCAUCCUAGCAGCAGCAGCAAAAGCCAUCGCAGUGAAUCGCAGUGAGAUUUGUGAAGACACGCUGUGCCAUGACACAUUUUGAAUUGAACACCGAUGUCAUCCGGAGGUAAACUGC
Messenger RNA from Cladocopium goreaui, 3343 nucleotides. NCBI's taxonomy places the organism in Eukaryota, Dinophyceae, Suessiales, Symbiodiniaceae. The record is from the annotation of a GenBank genome assembly.